AUGUCUGCCGCCGCACCCAAGAAGCAGAAGGACGCCAAGGCCUUCGCCGCUGAUUUCCUCAUGGGAGGAGUUUCCGCCGCCGUCUCCAAGACCGCUGCUGCCCCCAUUGAGCGUAUCAAGCUUCUCCUCCAGAACCAGGAUGAGAUGCUCAAGACCGGUCGUCUCUCCCACCCCUACAAGGGUAUCUCCGACUGCUUCAAGCGUGUCAUUGCCGAUGAGGGUAUCAAGCCCCUCUGGCGUGGAAACACCGCCAACGUCAUCCGUUACUUCCCCACCCAGGCUUUGAACUUUGCCUUCAAGGAUUACUUCAAGGCCAUGUUCAACUUCAAGAAGGAGCGUGAUGGUUACGGCAAGUGGUUCGCUGGUAACAUCGCCUCCGGUGGUGCUGCCGGUGCCUGCUCCCUUCUCUUUGUCUACUCUUUGGAUUACGCUCGUACCCGUCUUGCUAACGAUGCCAAGGGCAAGAACGGUGGUUCCCGUCAGUUCAACGGUUUGAUUGAUGUCUACAAGAAGACCAUUGCUACCGAUGGUGUUGCUGGUCUCUACCGUGGUUUCCCCCUCUCUGCUUUCGGUAUUAUCAUCUACCGUGGUUUGUACUUCGGUCUUUACGAUUCCGUCAAGCCCUUGUUGCCCGAGAAGCUCCAGGGAUCUUUCCUCGCCUCCUUCAUUCUCGGAUUCGGUGUCACCAACUUGGCUGGUCUCGCUUCCUACCCCGUCGAUACCGUCCGCAGAAGAAUGAUGAUGACCUCUGGUGAGGCCGUCAAGUACUCUUCCUCGUUCGAUGCCUUCAAGCAGAUCGUCAGCAAGGAGGGAUACAAGUCCCUCUUCAAGGGUGCUGGUGCCAACGUCCUCCGUGCCAUCGCCGGUGCUGGUGUCUUGUCCGGAUACGAUCAGCUCCAGGUCAUCUUCUUUGGCAAGGCCUACUCCGGUGGAUCCGGAUAA
Linnemannia hyalina is the source of this 942-nucleotide messenger RNA. NCBI's taxonomy places the organism in Eukaryota, Fungi, Mortierellomycota, Mortierellomycetes, Mortierellales, Mortierellaceae. The record is from the annotation of a GenBank genome assembly.